AUUUGGCAUGUGCUUUACGUCGGAUGCCCUUCCUGACACAACCCUCUGCAUUUAUCCAGACUUGGGACUGGCACAAGAACAAUCCAGUGAAAAUGUCAGAUGUGAAAGACUUCCUAUGAAGCCUGCAAUGCAUAACAAUAUUAUCAGCUGUAAGAAGACAUACGUUUCAUCACAAUACUUUAAAAGGUCGAGCAUCAGUAUGGAUCCGAAUGGCUGCAUUCCAACUCCUCCGCCGUUCUCCUCCGUUUGCACGAGAAGCCAGAGAGGUGGAUUUCAGCGGCUCUCCGUAGUGAUGACAGCAGCUCGGCGGCACGGACGGACGCCCGGGGGGGGCAGCUAAGGUAUGUGCGGGCCCCGGGGUGCCGCUGGAUUCAGGCGCAGCGGCUGGUGCGGAGAACAGACCAGGAGCUGUACUGGGAACGAGCCGCGUGCGUCAAGUUACAUGUAUGUUCUUGUUCCAGCUAAAACACUACACAGAUGUGUAGUAGCGAAUCAUUGAUCUCCACAAUCACGGUGCAGUAGUUCGGACCUCGUGCUGCUUUUCCGUCUGUGCCAGCCACAAGGCUGCCGUGAUGUCACGGAUACUCCAAAUGACCAAAUAAGGAAACUGACGCACGCGAGUGGAAUUUGUUCUGGUCAGUGUUUCUCUGCGCGCGCGCUGCUUUACUUUCUAGAGAAAGAGAAAAGAGGAAGCAGUUCCGCCCUCAGAGGAGAGCACAGAGCAGAAAGAAGAGCAGAAAGAAGAGAAAAGGCGCACGCUAAACUCGGAGCUUGUUGUGGCGGAUGGACGACGGGACUCCGGCGGGACUUUGCUUCUCAGGUGUGGCGCUGAACGCGGGGGCUGUGUGUUGAAAAGCUCGUUGUAGAAAAUGAGCUCCAUGUAAAGAAGUUUCAGGUCCUCCAUGCUGGUGCCCUCUGCUAACAGCGGCGUUAACGGGCGGAUUCACUCGACUACUUUCCUUCGGACUUUGGGCUUUAGCUGCUGGUGAACGGCGGGACUCCGACUCGGGCCCUGGGAGGUUUUUGAUCCGGACAAACCCCAGUUCAGAACCAGUAUGAGUGGAGAAGAGGAGCGAUUCAAGCUGGUGGUGGUGGGAGGAGGAGGGGUGGGGAAGAGCGCCCUAACCAUCCAGUUCAUCCAGUCCUACUUUGUGUCAGACUACGACCCCACCAUUGAAGACUCCUACACCAAGAUCUGUACCGUGGAUGGAAAGGAGACCCGGCUGGACAUCUUGGAUACAGCAGGUCAGGAGGAGUUUGGGGCGAUGAGGGAGCAGUACAUGCGCUCAGGAGAAGGCUUCUUACUGGUGUUUGCGCUCAACGACCGGAGCAGCUACCAUGAGGUCCAGAAAUUCCACACCCAGAUCCUGAGAGUGAAGGACCGAGACGACUUCCCCAUGGUGCUGGUUGCAAACAAGGCUGACCUGGAACAGCAAAGAGUGAUCUCCAGGGAGGAUGCUCAGGCGUUCGCCAGAGAGAACAGGAUCCACUACAUGGAGUCUUCGGCCAAGAAUCGCUACAACGUAGAUGAGGCCUUCUUGGAGCUGGUGCAAAUCAUCAGAAGGUUUCAGGAGAUGGAGUGUCCUCCUCCUCCAGCUCAUCACACAGGGAAACAGAAGAGUGGUGGCUGUCCCUGUGUCCUCCUCUAAGUACUGUUACUAUGGACACCAAAGCCUCGUCCCUCUACAGCUUGUCCAAAAAGGAGUGUGUGCGUGUAUAUGUGUGUGUGUGAGAGAGAGAGAGAGAGAGAGAGAGGGUGCAUCAUUUUCUUCCCAAAUGGUUUCAUUUGCACUUUUGCCAAAAGCAACUUUUAAAUCAGUGUAAUCUUUUAUUUGAAUGAGAGGAUCUAAAGGGAGAGGUGUGAGGAGCAGCAGUUAGUUUGGUGGAGGAACAGGAAGUCAGUGCUGUGGCCGGUGUACUGGUGACAUGGAGUAAUAAUGAUGUUACUGUACAUAGUUAGUGUCCACAAAUAGAAAUAUCAUCACACUAUCUCAUGUUGUAGAAAUGACCAAACUGCUGUUAGAAAGGAUGCCGCGUCCUGCAGGUACUGAUGUCAGCUGUGACAUCAUCACUGCACAGCUGACUGCGCUAGGAAAAUCACAUGAACAAUUUAUCUCAUAUAAUACUAUGUCUUUAGUGUACAAAAAUGUUCAUGUAACAUUUCAACUUGCCCAUGACAUGUGGCACGCCCAAAGACAGGUCAUGUUCCAGGCCUUCCUUCAGGGGGCAGCAGAGCUCCACAGCAGAAUUAUAAAAGAAAGGGAGGAAACGUAGCAGCAGAUCCAGGCUGUAGUUGUGUUUCCAGCUGCUGUGUUUGUUUUUUGUUGCCCCCUCUCCAUCUUUCCACUUGUGUUGCCAUAAUGAGACAGAAUAUUGAAAACAUCCUUAAAUACCAGAUGUCAAUUCAAGGGCCUGAUCAGAUUGUACAUGAUCCAGAUCAGACUAUUUCAGUUGGGGAACUGCUGGUCCCUCAGCCAUGCACACCCUACACUAGCUGGAUGAGGAAGAGUCGAAUUCCAAAUUGGAUUAAUGUAAGGUUACAUGAACAGCAGAACUUGUGUCUGUUUGCACAUUUCAACAUUUGAGCGGUGGGCAACAUAUUGGGUUGACACAAAUACGCUGUUUUGGUGAUAGGUGGACUGCAUUCUGGUACUAAUAUCUUUUUUCCCAUUCAUUUGUUUUUUCCAUCUACAUGCUCAGUGUCUCAAAAUGAGGUAUAUGCAUAAAGAUGUUUUUCACAGAAAUCAACACCACUGACCACAAAGACGACACAGUAGUGUCUGUGAAUGAACUGGUAGCAGGUGAAAGUUCAUUCUUGACCUUGAGUACAGCAGUUUAACAAAAUAAUCCUAACUCAAGGUUCACUUACAAGCUUUCUCUCGAGCUUUCAACUGCAUCUCAUGAUCUUCAUUCAGCAUCAUUCAUGGAGCUGGCUAAAAUGUCAUCACAUGACCUAAGUGUGGACCUUCCUUCACGUAAUGGCAGUGGUCAUAUAUGGGCAGAAACGGUAACCCCUGUCAUCAUGUCCCUGACUCCUGCUCGAUGACCUUUGACCUCUUCCCAGUGGAUGCUGUGAGAGGUUUUGGUCUGGAGUUCACAGACAGCUGAUGUCUAUUUCUGCUGUUCAUUCAGUCUCCUGUCCAGGCUCCUUGCUGAUGUCACUGAUGUAGUGUUCAAUUCAAUUUUAUUUAUAUAGCGCCAACACAAGUUAUCUCAUUGCGCUUUUCCUAUAAAGCAGGUCUAGACAGAACUCUUUAUAAUAUUAAUUACAGAGACCCAACAAAUCCCACCAUGAGCAAGCACUUGGCGACAGUGACAAGGAAAAACUUCCUUUAAACAGACUGAAUGGUGGGCGGCCAUCCACCGCUGCCGUGUUAGGUUUUGAGAGGGGAGGAUAGUGUUAGGGAGGCACAAUGCAAAGACCACGUAGAAUUUUUUUUUUAUAUAGUAGAAUAGUAAUUAUAGCGUUAAUAUUAAUAAAUUAGAAAUAAUAGGAAUGAUAGCUAUAGGAAUAAUAAUGACAGUAUUAGUAACAGAGCCAAUAACAACAACUGUAGUAGCAGUUGUCGAGCAGGAACACGGGGGCAGCAGGUGGCCCACAACCACAGAUCCAGUCUCUGCAGCUCUGGAGGCAGAAAUACCUGCUGAAAGCGACAGAAGGAGAGAGGAGAGAAAUGAGAAAGCACAGAACUACGGGAGAGAGAAGAUGUCGAGUUAGUAACAUGCAGUAAUGGGAUAAAAAUGCAAACAGAUGGAGAGGGAGAGGAGGAGAGAGGAAAGAGGUGCAUCAUGGGAAGUCUCCCAGCAGUCUAGGCCUGUAGCAGCAUAACUAAGGGAUGGUUCAGGACUCACCUGAGCCAGACCUAACUAUAAGCUUUAUCAAAGAGGAAAGUCUUUAGCUUGCUCUUAAAUCUGGAGAUGGUGUCUGCCUCCCGAACCCAAACUUCCCCACAGCUGUCACAUGUGAUGUCAUGAUGAUAUCAUAGACCACUCCAGUCUUCCUCUCAGGAGCGGGCCUGUCUUUAGGGUGUAGCAGCAGGGAUCUCGAGGUGUUGAAUGGUUGGAGGUAAGUGCCGACUGUUUUGACAGUCCCGCUGGGGUGCUUCUGGGGGUCCCCCUUCACCAUGUACGACCACCUGUUAUCACGUGACUGAAGUUUCUCACUGAGGCCACAUGAUGACAACUAAGCCAUCUCCAUGACAACUGAGCAAGGUGAUAUGAGGUUGAAAGUUGUGGAUAAAGCUAAUAAGUGGAGCUGGAGGUUAGACUGUUUUGUCUGGCAGUGGAUGGGAAGCCGUGUUCUUUCAGUCCUGAAGGUGUGUAUUAUUCUAGUAUCGCCCAACAUAUCAUUGGAGAUUUCUAGAUUUUCACCAUUACAAUCUCACAGGAGCCUGAAGGUGGCCCCGCCCCCUCUGCAUAGUGUGUGUUCGAGGGUGUCCAUCAUCGUGACAGGAAUAAUGGGUGUUUUUGUUUGGCCUUAAUUUUUGCCACUAUUUUGUCAAAAUUUGUCGAACUCCACAGACGUGAGAUCCCCACCCCCACCCCUGCGCCCUGCCCCCAACUGCGCAGUAGCCUCAACCGACCAGUAGAGGCCACUAUUGCAGCCACAGGGAUGCGCAACCAGCAGUCCUCUCCAGCUUCCCACGCACAUAUCAUGGCGGAGCGCACAUCCAGGCCACAGGACCCUGAUCCUGUGGCCUGGAUGUUUGUUCCUCACUGCUUUUUAUUUGCACAGAGAGAUUAACUCAAGAUGAUGCACACCAAGAACAAAAGAAAACAAAUCUGUCAGUACUUUUCCAGAUAUCCAGUUUGGUAUCUGACAUUUGUAAUGCUUCAGGCAGUUUGGUUUCUCUUCUUUUUCCUUUUCAUAAGAAUCCAUAUUUAUAUCUACCUUACAAUUCACAUCCUCAGUUUUGUAUUGAAAUAAAAGUCAUUAAAACGUUUACCCAAA
This is a messenger RNA of Siniperca chuatsi (mandarin fish), 4951 nucleotides long. It is a transcript of the gene rras, whose product is annotated as RAS related. Gene Ontology annotation, cellular component: plasma membrane. Gene Ontology annotation, molecular function: GTPase activity; GTP binding; GDP binding. Lineage: Eukaryota; Metazoa; Chordata; Actinopteri; Centrarchiformes; Sinipercidae. Bases 1056 to 1649 code for a protein of 197 amino acids. The record is from RefSeq and is a predicted model, not a curated record. Gene Ontology annotation, biological process: signal transduction. The transcript is spliced from 6 exons.